Archocentrus centrarchus (flier cichlid) is the source of this 4827-nucleotide messenger RNA. RefSeq lists its product as uncharacterized. Lineage: Eukaryota; Metazoa; Chordata; Actinopteri; Cichliformes; Cichlidae. The record is from RefSeq and is a predicted model, not a curated record. Bases 673 to 4326 code for a protein of 1217 amino acids. The transcript has 5 exons.
UCGAAGAAGAGGAAGAAGAAGACCGUUGCAGUAAAAUGGUUCAGUCGAGCAAAGGUUAGGAUACUUUCACACACUGUGGCUCAUGUUUGUUGGUAAGGGUAAUUAUCAUGGGAUUUGUCUCGUUUGUGUGUCGUCCGGAGUAAAGUUUUAGCUGGUGGAAAUAUUAUAUUACAUCGUUUGCCGUGGACGCUUCGAAGUUGACGAGAAUUGCAUUAGGAAAAAAGGUGAAUGCGGCAAGAGAAGUGCUUAACUGAAGUCAUCACUCGAAAGGCCAUGCAAUGCUUUCUGGAUGUCCCAACAGUCAAGGAGCUGUCAGUCCUCCAACACCUCAGGACAAUCAAACAACAAGAAAUACCAGCAGUUAGUACACAUCCUAGUACAACACAAGGGGAUAUCUUCUCUUGAGAACUUUCUAACAGUCUGGUAGCAAAAGUGGACAACAAAGCGAAUCUUCCAGUGAGAAUUUUAGUUAGCAUUUCCUGAAAGUUUAAAAUUUUGGACUGGAGCAACUACUGGAAUCUGUCCCACUUCAGAGAGAGUCUCAGCCCAAAUGUUUUCUUUGCAAGAAUCUGUAUCUGGGUCUGCACAUCAUCCCCAUUGUUUUACAUUUUGCCAAAAGGGGACCCUGCUGAUUUCAACUCCUUAAUUAGAACUUCAUCUUCGUUGGAUAAAAUGAGUUCCAACAUUGAACUUAAUUUUGAUGAUUUUUCAGAUGAAAGACGUUACAAGAAUCAGGAAGUAGGAAGUUCCCUUGUUUCUCAAAACUCUGGACUGAAGAAGAGAAAAAUUCUAGAUCAUUCAGAGGGAACUCUUGCCACCCUCUCUCAGAAGAUCUGCCCUUUCUCCCUUAGGAGCCAGCUAUCUAAAGGUGAAGUCUUGGAAUUUGAAAAAGCCAAACCAAUGACAAAUGACCAAAUAUUAGACUUUAUUGAAAAAGAGGUUGCAUUACUAAAGUCUGCUCCAAGAAGGAAGGAUGAUAUAGAGUGGCAAAGAUUCAGCCCUGUUCAUAAUGAGCAGUGCACUACUGCACCUGGACAAGAAGAUGAUUCAAUUCCUUUGCUGCCCUUUGAACUAUCUUCCAGGUCUAAAGGGAAAUGUGACAUGUCUGCAUCAGAGAAAUGUUUAACAGAUGAUCAACAUGUCAUGUUGGAAGUUGCUGCCUCUUGCAUAACGAAUGAAGCAGAGAGUCCAGUGACUGUCACCGAGCGAGAAGAUAUCAGCCUAAAACCAGUUGAGGGAGUAGGCUUAGGCAGAGUGCACAGUAUGAUUGAUGGAAAUCAAGAUGCAAAUGCAAACACACAGAAGAACACUGAAGACCAACAGUACUACCAUGUUGAGUCUAAGGAGAUAGCUGAACUUUCCUGCCUAGCUUCAUUAACUGAUAAAAUUGAGAUUAAUAAUAUGCGAUCAGUCACUGUGAAUCAAAGUGAACAAUCAGUGUGCAGCCAAACAAGUUCCAAAAAUAUGGAGGAGGAUGCAACUGGUGUGUAUUUACAGGCUGAUUUAAGCAUAUCACUUCCUGUGAAUAAAAAAAUCACACCUCCAUGUAGACCUGAAGGUGAAGCUACAACUGUGGCAGUUUUAAAUGCUCCACAAUAUGAAGAUAUUUCAGAUGAUGAAGACUUACCAAGGCUGGACAUGAAUCUCCUGAACACAAAACAAGAGGGAAAAGGGUUUGCAGACCCUUCAUAUGAAGAUAUAAGUGAAGAUGAAAAUCUGCAGUUUCAAAAUAUAGCUGAAGAAAUGCCUUCACCUCCAUGUGAAGUGUCUGAAGGCAGUGCUAUGCAGUAUGAACCUGUACAGAAUCAGGCCAAGAUAAAUCCCAGUUUAACUGAGGAACUGAUUCCAAAGGAACAAAUGUCAUCAAAGACAGAAACACUUGACCCAGCACAACAUUGCUCUUGUCCAUGCUUUGUUGAAAGUGAGGAUGGGUUUGAACGUGUAUUAUGUCCCAAAUGUGACAGUGAGAAACAUUUAAAAUGGCAAACAAGCCACUCCUUUAGGCCCCUCUUUGUUACACAACAUCAAGGGGAGACUGAAGAGGCUGCUGAUGAGGACAGUGAGUGGCUAGUCAUACCUGUAAAUGUUACAGAUGUUAAUUGGGAACCAGCAGGUGAAGGCCAGGCUGAUGGAGAAAACAGUUCACAAAGUGAUGGAGAACAUGAAAACCAAGUAAAACAGAGUGACACAAAUGCAGCAGUCUGUGAGGUACCCAACUCUGUUCCAAACAGAGUACCAGCUGCUGCUUUUCCACCAAUGGAGGUUUUUGACACAUUUUGUCAGCAAGUAAAAGCCAUACAGUCUAGGGAGACAACCCUACAAUCCCCCCUGGUACCGUCUUCCUGGGGUAUAGCUGAGACAAAAGCACAUAGACCUCAAAAUAGAGAGUCCCACUGUGAUCCUGAAGACAGCUGUGAAACUGAAGACAGUUCUGAUUACUCAUCUGAUUCAGAACAUAACUACCUGACAGUGUCCACACAGUUCGUAAAGAGCCUGUCAGUGCCUGCAUCUCCAGAGACAGUUGACUCUGAUUCGGAAAAAGAAAAUGAAGAUCAUGAGAUGCCAAAUUUGCAACAGUGUCAAACCAGGGACAGACGCAAGUCUUCAGGAAAUGAUGAUAUAAUAAACCUUGAUUCUGAUACAGAGGACGAAGGUUUCCAAAAUUGUGCAGAGACAAAAACAAAGAGAUUAUUCUCUAUGCGCACACAGAACAGUGGAGCUACCUGCCUUAAUCAACUGAAAAAACUUUCUCCUGAAACUGUGGAUGGUCAGUGUGGAACUGUGAAAGAACCCCUUAACACAAAUAGACUUCGAUCUGCAGAUUCACCAGCAUCACACUGCCAGUCCAGAUGCUAUCAAGAAGUGAUCCAGACUAGAAAUGCUCAGCUUUCACAAAGGACAGAAAAAUAUGGGCAUUUACUUGAAAACAAAACUGGAUCUCAUCAUUUGAAAAAAGAGGUCCCCAAACAAAUCGUUUCAGAUGAUCCAAGUGUUAUCGUAAUAUUUGACAGUGACGAUGAAGGAAAACAAAGCAACAGACAGGAGAAGAGGAAAGGCAUACUCGCCUCUGAGUCGAUGAGUGCGGGCAGUACUUCGUGUGGUCAACAAAGAAGGGAUAAUGAAAAGAAGGAAAGUGCUAAACCUAAUGACAGAGAGCCCAGUGUUUCUUCUGCAGAUUCAUCAAAGUCACAGCACCAGUCCCAACUUCAGCAUGUGCAGUUAAAAGAAAAGAGACCAGAUGAACGCCCAUCACACGGUACAAAGAAGAGAAAGCUGAUCAAAGUUAGAGUGCAUCCUGAUCAUGUUCAUCAAAAACCCGAAAGACAAACUACCUCAAAUACUGUGGAAAGAGACACAGCAAACCUUAUGAAAAACAAGACAAAUAUAGUCUCGUCAGAAACUGAGGAUAGCGAUGAUGCCUCAGUUGAUGCCCAGAGCAGUCAUUGUGCCAGCAAAAAAAAACAAAUCAGUCUGUCGGGCACGGACUCCUCGAAGAAGCUGCCACAGUCUGUGGACAAGGAUGUAGACUCAACUAAAACUCACCAUGAGCAUUUUCAACAAAAGGCAAAAAUAGAAAUGGCCUCAAAAACAGUGGAAAGAGAAGUAGAAAAAGACCUUAAACUGAAGAGAAAAACUAGAGUACUGUCAUCAGAACCAGGGGACACCUAUGAUACCUUAAUUUAUGCGCAAUCCAGUCAGUCUGUGGUUGACUCCAUUAAAGUUUGCCGUGAGCAUGUUCAACGAAAGACCCAUGGGCAUAUGACUUCAGAGAAAAUGGGCAGAGAACUUAAAAAAGGCCUUAUCAAACACAAACGAAAAACUCGAGUACUCACAUCUAUGCACAGCUCAUCUAGUUCCAAGGAAUGCUUGUCUUCAACCAAACGACAGCGGUCAGACGCUUACAGCAACUCUUCAACAUUAAAUCAGUCUUGCGCUCCCACAAAAGGCCCAUCGUCCUCUAUAUCCAUGCCGUCAUCAGCAAAGGAACAAGUAUUCCAUGACUGGCAAAAUAGCUUUGUGCCAACCAGGAGAGACCGUAAAGCUAGUCUCAGGAACAGUUGUGACUCUCUAAGGGAAGCUAGACCUGGACCAAGUCACCAUGGCAAGGCACACAGACAGAGACACAGAUCCUAUGAGUCUCUACCUGCUCUGGGAAAGAGGUGCAAGAAUGAAGCCAUACAGAUGACAAAGGACAGAAAACAGGACGCUCAAUGGAAACAAGGAUUUCCUGUGAGCCAAGGCUACAAGUGCAAGAAUCAAGCAGACUUCAUGGCUAACAAAAGGCCAGGGAAGAGGUUCAGUUCUCCUCCAAGGCCUCACCACUGAAGAGAAAAACAUUCCACAACUCCAGCUCCCACGGGGGCAGACUGCGUGGCCAACCAGCAGUUAUUGUUAUAUCUGGUGCGUUUAUCGACGCACUUGUGUAAAACAAAGAAUUUAUAUGUUCAGUAUUUUACCUGUUCCUGUAUUAAAAUUCAAAUUUAAGCUGUUGACUGUUUUUCCCUCUGAAAACUGUUUAUUUGAAAGUUUGCAAACACUUUAUUUUUUUUAAUUGGUUACUCACUUUUUAAGUUGAUUUUUUUUCUUACUUUGAAUAUAGUAUACAACAUGGCAGUGUUUAUUUUAAAAUCUUACUUUUUAAAUACAGUGAUUGUUAAUAGAUCCAUUGUUGUUUGACUUCUGAAUAGUUUAUUUCACUGCACUGUAAAAUGCUGUAUUUGCUCACUUUGUUUAAAUGAGUGCCUGUGUGAAUCUUACACCCAUUAGCCACAACUUUAAGACUGCUGACAGGUGAAAUGAAUAAAACAAUCUAAUUACAGUGUUCUG